AUGAGGAAGACGGGGAUUUGGGAUGAGGAAGACGAGGAAUUUGGGAUGGGGAAGACGGGGAUUUGGGAUGGGGAAGACGGGGAAUUUGGGAUGGAAGACGCAGAAUUUGGGAUGGGGAAGACGGGGAAUUUGGGAUGUGGAAGACGGGGAAUUUGGGAUGGGAAGACGGGGAAUUUGGAUGAAGACGGGGAAUUUGGGAUGGGGAAGACGGGGAAUUUGGGAUGGGAGACGGGGAAUUGGGAUGAAGACAAGAUUUGGGAUGAAGACGGGGGAUUUGGGAUGGAAGACGGGGAUUUGGGAUGGGAAGACAGAUUUGGAAUGGGGAAGACGGGGAUUUGGGAUGGGAAGACGGGAUUUGGGAUGGGGAAGACGGGGAUUUGGGAUGGAAGACGGGGAUUUGGGGAUGAGGAAGACGGGGAUUUGGAUAGAGCAGACGGGGAUUUGGAUGAAGACGGGGGAUUUGGAUGGGAAGACGGGGAUUUGGGAUGGGGAAGACGGGGAUUUGGGAUGGGAAGACGGGGAUUUGGGAUGGGGAAGACGGGAUUGGGGAUGGGGAAGACGGGAUUUGGGAUGGGGAAGACGGGGAAUUUGGGAUGA
Molecule: messenger RNA, 597 nt
Organism: Homarus americanus (American lobster)
Lineage: Eukaryota; Metazoa; Arthropoda; Malacostraca; Decapoda; Nephropidae
Product: ATP-dependent RNA helicase glh-1-like
Exons: 1
Coding region: 1-597 (198 amino acids)
Source: RefSeq, a predicted model, not a curated record